Rangifer tarandus platyrhynchus (Svalbard reindeer) is the source of this 351-nucleotide messenger RNA. The record is from the annotation of a GenBank genome assembly. NCBI's taxonomy places the organism in Eukaryota, Metazoa, Chordata, Mammalia, Artiodactyla, Cervidae.
AUGGAAACCAAAAAGUUGAUUGGUAAACCGCUUCAACCAGCAAGACCUGUUCGUCAUCUGAGUUCUCCCCCUGGAGCAGUAUUCCCUUUCAACUUUCAGAAUGAAUAUCCAUGCAACACCCAGUACUUACAAAGUGGAGUUAGCAGAUGUAAGACGAAUGGAAUGCAAGCCUUUUCUCAAGGUCUUAAUGAACAACAACAUCAUUCUCCAGUUAAAAAAGAGAGAAUCAAAUACAGCAGAGAUUUCCUGUUGAAGCUCUCAAGUGUUUCCAUCUGCAGGAAAAAACCAGACUUUCUACCUGAUCAUCCUAUUGUCCUUCAGAAACCAGAAAACAACCAAAGCUUUAAGUAG